This is a messenger RNA of Microtus ochrogaster (prairie vole), 486 nucleotides long. RefSeq names its product metallothionein-2. Gene Ontology annotation, biological process: cellular response to copper ion; cellular response to zinc ion; cellular response to cadmium ion. Gene Ontology annotation, molecular function: metal ion binding. NCBI's taxonomy places the organism in Eukaryota, Metazoa, Chordata, Mammalia, Rodentia, Cricetidae. Gene Ontology annotation, cellular component: cytoplasm; nucleus. The record is from RefSeq and is a predicted model, not a curated record.
CGGGGGCGGGGGUAGGUGGUGCUCCACCUGGGCGGAGCUUUUGCACUCGCCCCAAUUUCUUCCCUCUUUAAAGUCCUCGGUCCACAGGCUUCUUUACAUCACGCCUCCUCCUAGCUCUCCAACUUCGUUCUCUCACGGUUUUCAGCCGCCGCCUCUACUCAUCAUGGACCCCAACUGCUCCUGUGCCACAGAUGGAUCCUGCUCCUGCGCCGGGUCUUGCAAAUGCAAACAGUGCAAAUGCACCACCUGCAAGAAAAGCUGCUGCUCCUGUUGCCCCGUGGGCUGUGCGAAGUGCUCUCAGGGCUGCAUCUGCAAAGAAGCUUCAGACAAGUGCAGCUGCUGCGCCUGAAGUGGGAUUUCCCCUCAUCUGCGUGUAAAUAGAACAAUGUGUAGAAAGUAACCUUUUUUUUUUACAACCCUGGCCUGUUUUCCACACCUCUUUCUAUAAAACAUGUAACAGAUAAUAAAAAGCGUUGACUUAAUUAA